AUGAACCACCCAGCUCCUGUGAAAGUCACAUACAAGAACAUGAGAUUUCCUAUUACACACAAUCCAACCAAUGUGACCUUAAAUAAAUUUAUAGAGGAGCUUAAGAAGUAUGGAGCUACCACAAUAGUAAGAGUAUGUGAAGCAACUUAUGACCCUACUCUUGGGGAGAAAGAAGGUAUCCAUGUUCUCAAUUGGCCUUUUGGUGAUGGUGCACCACCAUCCAACCAGAUUGUUGCUGAUUGGUUACAUUUUGUAAAAAUUAAGUUUUGUGAAGAACCUGGUUGUUAUAUUGCUGUUCAUUGCAUCGUAGGCCUUGGGAGAGCUCCAGUACUUGUUGCCCUAGCAUCAAUUGAAGGUGGAAUGAAACAUGAAGAUGCAGUACAAUUCAUAGGACAAAAGCGGCGUGGAGCUUUUAAAAGCAAGCAACUUUUGUAUUUGGAGAAGUAUCAUCCUAAAAUGCGGCUGCGCUUCAAAGAUUCCAACAAUCAUAUAAACAACUGUUGCAUUCAAUAA
Messenger RNA from Pan troglodytes (chimpanzee), 513 nucleotides. Its product is annotated as protein tyrosine phosphatase type IVA 1-like. The transcript has a single exon. The record is from RefSeq and is a predicted model, not a curated record. Gene Ontology annotation, biological process: protein dephosphorylation. The coding region runs from base 1 to 513 and encodes 170 amino acids. Lineage: Eukaryota; Metazoa; Chordata; Mammalia; Primates; Hominidae. Gene Ontology annotation, molecular function: protein tyrosine phosphatase activity.